AUGGAGCGCAACCCAAUAUCGCAGCCGGCACCCAAGCCCUCCCCCAAGCCUCGACCUAUCCCCCUACUGGAAACCUCUGCGGCGCGCGUCUUCACCCACCUCCAUCCCGCAAUCCUGCUCAGCAGCUACCUUCUCCAAUUCCCAAGCAUCGUGGCCGACCCGAUCUCCGCGCUGGCCAUGUCGCUGCUCCCGCUGGCGCUGCUGCAAGUCACGUACACGACGAUCUGCCUCCCGCCCACGGGGACGUCGUCGUAUAUGCCGGCGCCAAAAGCGACGAAAGCGGGCUUGAAGAAAAAAGGGGGGGCGAAGCAGACGGGAGGAUAUGCGACGAAUCUUGCUACUUCCCUUCUCGCCCUUACGCUCGCCAUGGUCUUAGGCCCCGUUCUCCUCACCAUCGUCCUCAUCCUGUUCGGCGCUCCGAUCACCACGCAUCUGCCGCAUACCUUUCUCUGCGCCUGCCAUAUGUCGCUGCUGGCAAUUCAGCCUUUGGUAUACACGCAUGGAGUUAAUGCCGCCAAAUGGCGCGAACUCUCAGGGCUCCUCGUGCCCGUUGAUGAGGUGGUGGGAGGCUCCCUGGGGGUCUUCAUCGGGGCAUGGCUUGGGGCAAUCCCGAUACCUUUGGACUGGGAUCGAGAGUGGCAGAAAUGGCCGGUGACGAUCGUUACCGGUGCAUAUAUUGGGUAUGCUCUAUGCAAAUUCCUGGGCGGCUCGGUCGCGAUGGGUAGGCAUAUCAAUUUUGGAUAG
Eremomyces bilateralis CBS 781.70 is the source of this 744-nucleotide messenger RNA. RefSeq lists its product as uncharacterized. The transcript has 3 exons. Gene Ontology annotation, biological process: GPI anchor biosynthetic process. The coding region runs from base 1 to 744 and encodes 247 amino acids. Gene Ontology annotation, cellular component: endoplasmic reticulum membrane. Lineage: Eukaryota; Fungi; Ascomycota; Dothideomycetes; Eremomycetales; Eremomycetaceae. The record is from RefSeq and is a predicted model, not a curated record.